Cervus elaphus (red deer) is the source of this 2571-nucleotide messenger RNA. Its product is annotated as DNA replication complex GINS protein PSF1-like. Gene Ontology annotation, cellular component: GINS complex. The transcript has 6 exons. Gene Ontology annotation, biological process: DNA strand elongation involved in mitotic DNA replication; DNA replication. The coding region runs from base 66 to 509 and encodes 147 amino acids. The record is from RefSeq and is a predicted model, not a curated record. NCBI's taxonomy places the organism in Eukaryota, Metazoa, Chordata, Mammalia, Artiodactyla, Cervidae.
UGAGGGCGGGGGCGGGCGGGCGCCUCCCGGGGCCGCUACUCUGGGGCUGCACAACCGCCAAUGGGAUGGCGGUUGUGCUUGUGGUUCCACUCCGUGGCUGUGGGCAGGAGGAUGGACUGAGGCAAGUUCUGGAGGAGAUGAAAGCCUUAGAUGAGCAAAACCUACCUGAUGUGAAUAACACAAAGUCAGGAGGACGAGGUGAUUUGGUCCCAGCCAUUGAGUUUCGACACUGUCCUUUACUAAGAAGUCAGCGCUGCGCCGGAGCCUGCCUUACAACAGUGGACGUCAGGGCAGUGCUUUCCUGGGUCCUGAGAGUCGUUCUGGUGGACUGGUUCAAUGGUUACAAAAUGUCCCUUGCUACCUACAUGAGGUCAUUGGCAGGAGACCAAGGUUUGGACAUCACACAGGAUGUGAAACCUCCAAAAAGCCUAUAUAUAGAACACUUUUUACCUCGGUGGAAGUACGAGCAGCUGAUUAGACAAGGCGUUCUGGAGCGUGUGCUGUCAUGACCCCUGGCCAGAUGGCUGCUAAGACUCCCUCCUGGUGUGAGACUGCACCAACCAAGGUCACUUCUCCACCUCCCUCUCUACCUCCCCAAGGCCCACUGCUUUUUGGUUCUCAAAUGGAAACUGUCUUUAUGCAGGAAUGCUUUGCAGAAGAGUAUGGUUAGAUUGUUUUCUUUUUUUUUCUUUUCAUUUGGAUGUUAAUUUCUCUCUUUUUCAUUUCUGAAUAUAAUCCCAUUACCUUCCAUGGUAAACAUAUUUGUGAAUCUGUGUUGUAUGUUUGUACUUUGAAGUAUUGGUUCUCAAAAGAGAGUUGCACUCUGGCCAUGCAGAGAAUCCACACACAUCCACCCUGCUGUCCACAGCUCUACAGCAGAGUCCAUGGUCAGGGUUUUAGCAGAUGCUGAGCUUAAAGAGAAUGCUUCCCGGCGCGUAAACUGCCAUUUCUCAUUCUGUCCUCACAGCGUGCAGGAGGUUUGAGUUUCUAUCGUACAGGAUUCUCGCCUUUGUGUAGUAAGCUGUCUCUGUAAUCACAACGUCCUACAAUUCCCCAAAUGCUCCCCUGUGUUUCAGUUUCAUGCCAGUAAACACAAGUUAGCUGUUCGUCUCUUUUAAACACUGAGGGAGAGCUUCAGCUGGUGUGAAGGGAGGCCUCGUGUCCCUCUGCCUCUUGGAUUGUUGCUGGAAGUGUGCUGUGCAGGCCAGGGAGCUGCGUUUCCGAAGUUUGUUUCCAAAUCCCAUGGGCAGGUGGAGCUGGCGGUCUCUAAAGGACACAAUGAAUUUUGCCCAUUUCCAGUGGUGGCUGGUCUGGCUCGUGCCUGUGUGCAAGCUUGUGUUGCAGGAUGUCCAUUUUGGAAAAGGAAAUUGAGAUUGGGGCUAGGAAAGGAAUUUUGUGCAAUUUCGCCCCAAGAGUCACAUUGACCAGAAAGACACAGGAAGAGCUGAUCAGCUAAGUGGAGGGCAAUUUCUACUGUCCAUUGAAAUGAUAGGCAUCAGAGAGGCACAAGGGGGUCCUACCUGCUGGUCAAUACCCUUUCUCCACCAGUCCCCUCUAUGACCAGCCCAGUAAUCUGAGACAUUCAAGUUUAAAACCCAGAUAAACCCAGUACCUGGCGCUCUCUGUACAAUUUAUUUCUUAGACGGGCCAAAAUUAUACUCAAGUAGUCAAGCUACGGAGAGCCUCUGCCUAGGGUGUGGAUCUGCAUAUUUUCACAACACAUGUAUUAAAACUUAGGUCAGCAGGCAGCCCUUGGCAGAUUCUUUUCCAAGCUAUGCGGCUCACAGGAUCUGGUUCCCGAUUGGGGAUUGAACCUGCACCCUGGGCAUUGAAAGCACAGAGCCCUAACCAUGUACCUCUAGGGAAUCCCCUCAUCUUAAAAAUACUUCUUCCCAUAGAUUCAUAGCCAGAUCAGAUUUUCAUCUGAAUCUCUGCCAGGAAACCAUAAGGAAAAUUUCUCUAGUGCAUUGGAUAGAUGAUGUUUUAACUGUAGGCCAGUGGUCACUUCCCUUGCAUUCUGCUCUUCCAAGCAUGUGGAACCAUGUGCAGGGGAGCCCAGAGUGCAUGUGAGUCAGCUGUGAGGAGGAACCUGCGGUAAAGGCCAAUGCCCUGUUGCCAGCCCAGCAUCAUUCCUGUAUAUAAACCGUAUGAUAUACUUUUCUGAUUCAUUCCCGAAAUAAAAUAAUAAGUAUAGUUCUUAUUUGAAGUAAAUGUAUACUGGUUGAAAAGUUAAAAUUUUGUAGGUUUUAUUGAUUUAUGUUGGUUGGUUCUAUAGAGUUGUGUCUAGAAUUUUAAAAUAUGUAUUUUUUUUAUUUAAAGGUAAUGCACAAUUAAAAAGCUAAAAGAAAACAUACAAUGUAGAAAAUCAAAGUAAGUUCCCAUUUUACCUACUAAAUGCCACCGUCCAGUGUGCCCAUUGUUAACUGAUUACGGAUAUAAAAUGCAAUCCCAUUUCAGGUGUUUUUCCAAUGAAAUACUUUUCAGUUUUUGUUCCUGAUGUGAAUGGAAUCUUCUUUUCUGUUACAUUUUCUAACUGGUUUUGGCUGAUAAAUAUUAAAAAGCAGUAAAUGA